Molecule: messenger RNA, 1044 nt
Organism: Penicillium cinerascens
Lineage: Eukaryota; Fungi; Ascomycota; Eurotiomycetes; Eurotiales; Aspergillaceae
Product: SUR7/PalI family protein
Exons: 2
Coding region: 1-1044 (347 amino acids)
Biological process (GO): fungal-type cell wall organization
Cellular component (GO): plasma membrane; cell cortex of cell tip
Source: RefSeq, a predicted model, not a curated record
AUGGUAGGCGGAGUGGACGCUGUCAAUGGCACUGGCCGAAAGCUUCCUUUCUUCCGUCGCGGCAGCCCCAAUCGGCCUCUCGCUCGUCGUCGGGCGGCCACCGUUCACACCCACCGCAUCAUUCGGUCGCUGCUCUACCUGAUCGCCUUCAUCUUCGUGCUGCUCGUGGUGAUCGGUAACGUCUCCAACAAGCCCGUCUUGCGAAACACCUACUUCCUCUAUCUCGACCUGGCCAACAUCAUCCCCUUGUCCGUGCCGAAUGCCGUCCUGAUCAACUCCAUCGCCCGGUCUAUCGGUCUGCACGAUUUCUACCAGGUCGGCCUGUGGAACUUCUGCGAGGGCUACUUUGGCGAAGGAAUCACCCGCUGCUCCAAGCCGAAGACCUUGUACUCCUUCAACCCGGUCAAGAUCAUCCUGAGCGAGCUGCUGGCCGGUGCAAGUAUCGCUUUGCCCUCCGAAAUCACCCAGCCCCUCCACUUGGCCCACGUCGCCUCCCAGUGGAUGUUCGGCCUCUUCCUGACAGCCGUGGUCCUCAACUUUAUCAUGAUCUUCAUCAGCCCCUUGGCCGUGUCCUCGCGACCUCCCCAGACCAUCAAGGCCCUGGCCGCCAAUGGCGGACAACUCAAUGGCGCCGGACAGCUCCCCCACCGUCGCCGCACGUUCGUGCUGUUUCGCUCGCUGCCCAUGUUGCUCAUCAGCUUCUUCACCGCCCUGGUCACCAUCGUGGCAUCCGCAGUGGCUACCGUUAUGUUUGAGAUUUUCGCCAAUGUCUUUGCCACUGCUGACCCCAAUCUCAACAUCAAGGCCCAUGUCGGCACCCAGAUGAUGGCGUUCAUGUGGAUCGGCUCCGGAUUCAGUCUUAUUGCCUUUAUCGUCCAGUUCGGCUCCUGCUGUGCGUCUUGCUGUGGUGGUCACAAGGCUCGCAAGCAGCUCAAGGCCCAGGGUGUUAAUUACAAGGAUAAGGGCUCCUUCAACAUGAGCCCGUCUGACACCAAUGUUGAGGACCGUGAGAUGGUUGAGCCGCAUGCUAUGACCCGGGAUUAA